Messenger RNA from Racocetra persica, 357 nucleotides. The record is from the annotation of a GenBank genome assembly. NCBI's taxonomy places the organism in Eukaryota, Fungi, Glomeromycota, Glomeromycetes, Diversisporales, Gigasporaceae.
GAAACCCAAUCCGAACUUGAAAAAUUAAAGCAAGAAAGGAUGCAAAUUUGUACACAAGCGGAUAAGAAUAGCGAAACAAACAGCUCCAUAUUAGAUAAAAUAUUGGAUAAGAUGGGAGAAUGGAUCAUCUCUUUACAAAAUUGGGCAUUUGCAGAUGAAUAUUCUAUAAAACUAUGGAAAGAAAAGGCUGAAAAUACUUUUAAGCCGGAGAUUGCGAGAAAAAAAGUGAAACGAGUAAAAAAAAUGUCGAUAACAAAAGAGAAAAAAUUCUUGGCAGCAAAUAAUAGCUUGGCACAUAAUGAUGAUGAAAACCCAGUAGAUAAUGACAAAGAUCUGACAGAUGAUGAUGAUAAAUAA